UAAUGAAUGGCUGUGUAAACAAAAGGCAAGGAUCGCUGAGGUUCGCAGGUUGAUUUCGUCGCUACUGGAGUGUGUUUGACGACAUUGAGCAUCGCACGGAGGCCGCUUGUGAUUAUGCCAGUCGGUAGGGUCCAGAACACCUAGAGAAAUCUGACUCCCGUGACACAGCUCUGGCCCGAUAUCCUACGCCCUAGCAGCCUUGAUCGAAGAUCGGCUUCAUCCAGAGCUGGUCAGCACAGGCACAAGCGGAGUUCACAGUCUUUUUAUAGCUGCACCUGCCCGUAACACCCGAUUCGAUUGGCCAUAGCCAACGCAGGAGGCAACGGUAUUCAGCCGACGGUGGAGAGCGGAAUGGAAAAGUCAAGCAGCUGUGCAACGUGGGGUAACAACCAAACGUGGGGUACCGUUCUCAAGCCUGAUUCCGGUCUGGGAUACCAGAAGAUGACGGCCGAGGAGGUGGACGCAAUCAGCGAGCGCCUCCAUCAACCCAUCACACGUGCCGCGGAGAAAGAAAUCGAUCAGACCACGGUCAAGGGCGGACAAAAGCUCCCCGCCGAGGAGGUGGAGGCGCUGGUCGACCGUCUAAAGCAGACCAGCCCCGGCAAGGCGGUGUGUGACAGCAACAGAACGGGAGGGAUGAAGGAGAGUGGCGUUAUGAACACAUUCGCCUGGAAAGGAUGGAACUAACCUGCAUGGAUCAAGCGCCAAAGUCUUCGGAGAUAGAAGGUACACACGCAAGUGGAUAGUGGCAUAGACACAAUGCUACAUGUUGCUGGUUUCCUCGCUGCUCUUUACUCUAAUUUGGAAGUUGCCGGAAAAUGUCUAAAGCUGUCCAGUGUCAAGGGAAAUAUGUACAUGUAUGUACCAUUGAGUACGAAAGGUCCAGUGAAUCAUAUCGUGCCACUCCCUGGUGGACCCAGUUUGCUGUACUUGCAUGGAACAAUCAUAUCAAUUUACACAUGUUCUGUCUUGCAAGAUAAUGAUCUUUCUCGAGAUGCGAAUUUUUCACUGUACUACCUGUAGCCACCCCUUCUAUCCUUUAAAAGUCCGCCACCUAGGACUUACACUGGCUUCGGAUUGUAUGCGUGCGAUAUGGCCUAAAUUGCUAGCCUCCAGUCCAAAAAUCCACGGCAACAUACAUACAUGAUUGUAUACCAGCAUUUUCUCUGAACGGCAUAGAUAUCUAGACGCACACAUGCACAAUGCUACUGAUCGCUUUGUAGCCGCAUGGCUUCAUAAACUCUCAGCUUUCAGACUCAGGUCUGCACUGUUCUUUGUUAGUUGUACAUCAUGCACUCGUGACUUUUGAGUUCAAGUCGAUACCAUACUAUACCAUACCAUG
Messenger RNA from Sycon ciliatum, 1342 nucleotides. RefSeq lists its product as uncharacterized. NCBI's taxonomy places the organism in Eukaryota, Metazoa, Porifera, Calcarea, Leucosolenida, Sycettidae. The transcript has a single exon. The record is from RefSeq and is a predicted model, not a curated record. The coding region runs from base 352 to 687 and encodes 111 amino acids.